AUGAAGCCGGGCGCUUCAAUCUUUGGUCUCGCAUUGAUCGCUUCUUCAAAUUCACAACAUAAGAUUAAGCCCGAGGUUCAAGAACACCACAGUAGCGCAGACAGAAUGCCCCAUUUAUUACCACCCGUAACUGCGCACCUUUUUGCGUCGAUUGCAGCCUUCUUGACUGCGGUUAUUGGUCUCUACACGUUCUACUAUCGCAAUAUUCAUCCUUUGGCAAGAUUCCCUGGCCCUUUUCUCGCGUCAAUUACAAACUUCUGGAGACUCCGGGAACUAUGGAGCUUGCACCUACCCGACACUCUCGUCGCGCUGCACGAGAAGUACGGUGAUGUAGUCCGCGUUGACCCCAAUAUGCUUUCUUUCAGACAAGGAAGUGCCAUUCCCAGGAUUUACAAGGCCGGCCGAACCUUGGCUAAGACCAAGUUCUAUGACGGGUUCAAUUCAUUCAAUCCCAACUUGUUUGGAACUCAAGAUGAAGAGAUUCCGAUCCCAUGGCUGCAAGUUCUCCAAAACCCGGCUGUGCAUGAAAGAGUGGUUGAAGAAGUGGACGUAGUUGUUGAGAACGUUGGCUCAGCCAUCGUACCGAUCAAGGACCUGGAAACAAAGCUUCCCUAUGUCAUGGCAUGUCUAGAUGAAAAUUUCCGGAUGAACUCUGUUUUCACCAUGCCAUUGGAGCGAAAGGUGACUGCUACGGAAGGGUUCGAAAUUGAGGGUCACGUAGUUCCCAAAGGCACCGGUCUUUUCAGCCUGAACCACGUCGUCCAUCAUAAUCCUGUUAUUUGGGGCAAGGACCACAAUGUGUUUGACCCUUCUAGAUUUUAUGAUGAAGAGGGCGAGAAGCUCCAGCGUUUCCUAAGCCCCUUUAGCAUGGUCAUCGCAUGUGUAUCGGACGAAAUAUGGCCAUGA
Messenger RNA from Colletotrichum phormii, 906 nucleotides. RefSeq names its product cytochrome P450. The record is from RefSeq and is a predicted model, not a curated record. Lineage: Eukaryota; Fungi; Ascomycota; Sordariomycetes; Glomerellales; Glomerellaceae. Gene Ontology annotation, molecular function: oxidoreductase activity, acting on paired donors, with incorporation or reduction of molecular oxygen; heme binding; monooxygenase activity. The transcript has 5 exons. Bases 1 to 906 code for a protein of 301 amino acids.